GUCAUGAGAUCAGCUGUGUCCAAUCACAGCUGAUCACAUGUAAACACGGAAAUGCCGGUUAUCAGCAUUUCUCUCCUCUUGAGCUGUCACACUGACAGCUCGAGAGGCACUGAUGAUCAGUGUGCCCUCAUGAUCAGUGUGGCCCCAGAAGUGCCACCUGUCAGUGUCCAUCAGUGCCAGCAGUCAGUGCUCAUCAGUGCCACGUGCCAGUGCCCAUCAGUGCCACAUCAGUGCCACAUAUCAGUGCAUACCAGUGCACAUCAAUGCCACAUAUCUGUGCCCAUCUGAGCUGCCUUUCAAUGUCACCCAUCAGUGCCAGUCAGUGCCACCUAUCAAUGCCAAUCAGUG
This is a messenger RNA of Staurois parvus, 348 nucleotides long. The record is from the annotation of a GenBank genome assembly. NCBI's taxonomy places the organism in Eukaryota, Metazoa, Chordata, Amphibia, Anura, Ranidae.